AUGUCUGCCUCCAUGGUGCGAGCGACCGUCCGAGCGGUCAGCAAAAGAAAGAUUCUGCCCACAAGAGCCGCACUGACACUUACUCCAGCAGCUGUGAACAAGAUCAGGUUUUUGUUGCAGGAAAAGCCGGAAUGUAUGGGAUUGAAGGUCGGAGUGAGAACACGAGGCUGUAAUGGCAUGACUUACACACUGGACUACGCCAUGGAGAAAGGCAAAUCGGAUGAGGAAGUGCUGCAGGAUGGUGUGAGGGUGUUCAUAGAGAAGAAGGCUCAGCUGACCCUUCUGGGAACUGAGAUGGACUUUGUGGAGUCUAAGCUGUCCAGCGAAUUUGUCUUCAACAACCCAAACAUAAAGGGCACAUGUGGCUGUGGAGAAAGCUUCAACAUCUGAGCAUCAUGGAUCCUCUCCGUCCUCCCCCAACCCUCCCUGUUCCAAGCCCCCCCCACCCAUAAAGACUGAGAGACUGAAUGCUGACGAGGACGUCGGACAUGAGUUAAUCUCUGAGAUGUGGACGUGCCUGCAUUACUACCACUGCUCCUCCUGCAGACCACUCGCAUACACACACACACACACACACACGCACACACACAAAGUAUGCAUAUUCAUGCUUCGUGGAAGGUUUUAAUACAGUCUGUGUAGUCACGAUCUCAACGUUGAUUUUAUGUUCAGGAUACCUCUGAUGUCAGCAACUGCUUUUUUAUGCUCUGCAUCUAAAAAAAAACUUAGAAGGACCUCACAGGCAAGUUUUUUUUAAUUUAGUGGCUGCAAUUUUACACAUACAUGCACAAAUUCUAGUCAAAUUUCACCAUGACUUGUAUGCAGGAGGAAACGGUACCACAUGGCCCAACAUGCUCACUGAAGCUGAGAGUUGUUCAGGUUUUAGUUGGAUGAAUUAUUAAGUAUUCUGUUUUCUAAUUUGAAUGCAUCCACUGAAAUCCACAGGCCAACAUCAGCUUUGAUAAACACUGUAAGACAGUGUACCAUCACCCAGUGUCAUGCACCCCGCAGUAUGCAGAGGUGGAAGAUUUUGAGUGUCUUGAAACUGCUUUAUGAGCUUGUAAAGUGUAUAUUUAUCUCUGUGUGUAAAUAUAAAGAAUGUUUAUCUCCCGUGAACCACACAAACGCACAAAAAAGUAACGCACAAAAAACACUUAUCCCUCACAUAAGAGUACAUGAGGUCUAUGUUCAUUGUUGCUUGAUUAAAGCCAGGACUUUGUGUUUGUACUGUGCAAUAUGUCUGUGUAUAUAUGAAAUAAUAAAUAGAUAAAUCCAGUCA
Molecule: messenger RNA, 1276 nt
Organism: Plectropomus leopardus (leopard coralgrouper)
Lineage: Eukaryota; Metazoa; Chordata; Actinopteri; Perciformes; Serranidae
Gene: isca1
Product: iron-sulfur cluster assembly 1
Biological process (GO): iron-sulfur cluster assembly
Cellular component (GO): mitochondrion; cytoplasm
Molecular function (GO): 2 iron, 2 sulfur cluster binding
Source: RefSeq, a predicted model, not a curated record